This is a messenger RNA of Triticum turgidum subsp. durum (durum wheat), 504 nucleotides long. The record is from the annotation of a GenBank genome assembly. Lineage: Eukaryota; Viridiplantae; Streptophyta; Magnoliopsida; Poales; Poaceae.
AUGAAUGGCUACUCCAACCUCGCCUCCUCGCCCCCGCCAGUGGCGGUGGCGGUGGCGGCGGUGACCAAGGGCGCCCGGGCCAGGCGAUCGCUGGAGCUGACCCACACCAAGGAGACCAACGCGUGGGAAGGGCUGGCCAUCGGGGCGGUCACCCUGGCGAGGACCUUCUCCACCGGCUCGCAGAGGCUCUGCAGCAGGUCCGGUGACAAGGCCAGGGGCGCCCUGCCGGGCGCCAUGAGGAGGGCCUUCUCCAUGCGGAGGCACCCCGCGGCUCCCGGCAAGGGCGACGGGCACUACUGGAGGAUCCACGACAUGGAGGGGGACAGCGACCACGGCGACGGCCACAAUGCGGCGGCCGAGGAGGAGCGCGGCGUGGAGAAGGAGCACGAGGAGAAGAAGGAGCCGCGGCGAGAGGAAGGUCGGCCGAAGGAGGAGGCCAAGACGAAGAAGAAGAGAGGCAACCACAACAUCCUCAAGGCGUGCAAGAAACUCUUCCGGUUGUGA